Molecule: messenger RNA, 1542 nt
Organism: Pomacea canaliculata
Lineage: Eukaryota; Metazoa; Mollusca; Gastropoda; Architaenioglossa; Ampullariidae
Exons: 3
Coding region: 73-1053 (326 amino acids)
Source: RefSeq, a predicted model, not a curated record
CUGCUACACACGGCGCCUCCCACACUCUUUGUCACCGGACCGCCCGGUACAGGUAAAACUGUGGUGCUGCUGAUGAUGGGUAUAAAAUGGCUGCUUGAUGGUCACCACGUCUACGUUGUCAGUACCUGGUAUCGGAGUCGUGCAGCGAGUAUCAUGUUGUAUCACCUGUUGCUGCAGACAGUAAACAAACAACAGUCAGCAGGUGUGUCACCCGGUCAGCCUCACCUCCUCGAGUGUCAUCUAUACUCCGAUACUGGGGCGGAGAAGGCCGUCAACGACUUGUCACAGGAAGCAAGAGGAGGGUCGUUGUACGUCAUCGCUGAUGAAGCGUGCAUGUACCCAGAAUUCCGCACUGUGUGUGACAAGCUGCUGACACAAGUUCCUCUUCUCCAUCUUUGGGCGGCAAGUUGUUACCAUGGAGACGCACCUGCCGGCUGGCAAGUGGAACAUUUAACCAGACCCCUCCGCUCUCCACCGGCCGUCGUCAGGGAAGUUGCGCAGGACACGAAUUUUACUGAGGACCGUUAUGUCCUGCCGUACAGAGAGCGAGGUGUGGCCGACCACACAGACGGCCCGCCAGUCACACGACUGUAUCACAGUCAAGGUCACUCAGGUGACAGGUCAGUUGACUGUGUCACGUGCGGUCGUGAGUUGGCCAGGUUCCUACACAGUCUCCGUGUUGGUGUUACAGAGAAUGUCACGACAACAGCCACGACCGUCACCUCCACCAACUGCGGCACAACACCACCCUGCCUGCAGUGGAGAGACGUGCUGGUGUUGUGCUGGGAUUGCACUAGUGACGACUUGGGAAUGAUGGAGGGACUUCAAGAAGCGGGUAUCCCAGUGCAGCUGAUGAAGGAUGAUGACAUCGAGGAUGUGGCCACGGCCCGCAGUGACGUGGUGUGGAUGGCGGGUGGAAAUCUUGUUAGUGGUCUGGAGAGAAAAGUCGUCGUCUGUCUGGAGGAAGAUCCCCAAGCCCGGUUCUACUGCAUGUCCCGGUGUACGUCACAACUUGUGUUCGUCUGCUCUUAUCACAAACUGAAUGUCAUUUGACGUCAUCAUCUGAUGACGUUGUUCACAUGUUGUGUGUGACACAUUUAUACACAUUUAUUCACAACAGCUAGUGUAAGCAUCAACAUCACGCGGCAUACACACUGGGUCUUGUGAUAGUGACCAUCUCUUUUUGACACAGCUUCCCUGUGACCCCAUCUGACCCCAUGCCGUGAUGUAAAGCAUCCAGAGGGAGAGGAACCGGGAAUAGCAAAUUAAAGAGGAUUUAGAAAAUAUAACCAACCUCCCGACAACUGGAUGUGGUGUAAUAAAGUACAGUUACACUUUUUGUAAGGAUUUAAGUGUUCAAAGUAGUCAGAUGCACAGAUGCCGUGGACACAAAGAUUAAGACGUACACGGCCAGCAAGAUGGAGGAUGUGUGUGUAUCUUUGUGUGUGCUUGAUGUAACAGCGUGUACAAUAUUCAGCCUAAUGUGUUUAUUUUGCGUUUUUCAGUUUUAAAAUAAACAACGCAAGUUACAACGUGAGACCA